CUGAUCAAUUUUUACUACGAGUAAUAUCUCAGUUGAAUCUCAUUCCCUGCAUUCCACCGAUUAUCACUGAAAGUAAAACGUCUCUAACCGUAACUUCCGCCUAUAGAUUUUGCCAAACCAAGGAGUAAGAAUCGUACGUGAAACCCGCACGUACUGUAUCUGCUACCGGAUAACCGAGCCUUGGUAGAAACCCAUGAAUCACUUAACAAUCCUAAAGCUAAAUGAUGACGUCCAAAUCUGCACGAGCGCUAGUUCCUUAAAUGAAAGCAGUUAAAACGGAUAACGUGAAAUAAUGGAGCCAAAGAAACCGCGUUUCCAGGAAAAUGUAUUGAAACAUGACGAAGGAAUUUCUGUGUGCACAUACGUGCCGAUGCGAGGCGGUAAAUGGAGAAAAUUUCGCGCAAACUCUCACCGAAUUUCGAUAAACAAUCUUCAUUCGUUCAGUCGAUUGACAAUUACUAGACAAUUGAAUAAUUAUGAGUUUGAACAGAAAAAAAGGGUUCGAUUAUCGUUUCCAUUUUUCCAAGAACCCCCUUUUCCCACGCAGGGCAAAACGGAACGUAUAAUGUUAACAAUCAUAAUAGGUUGGUAAUUAUGAACGCAAAUGAGCGUUGAAAACCGCACGGAAGCACCUGUCCGCUUGAAGUUAAUGCGCUAAAUUCUUCGAAUAGCUCACGACGCCCACGAACGUGAGCGCGUUUUCUCAGAGCGGACCAGGAUUUGGAUGCGCUCUCUCGCGGACGAAUUUAUAUACAAUCCGAGGUUCACGUGCUGCAGACUCAGUACCGAGUGGGACGCGAGUGCAAUCACAUACGCGCUAAACGGUGAACACGUUUGCGAAAGAAUAACCAUGGGUGAACGUCCAUUUACGGCACUAUUUCCGAAAGAGCCCCAAAUCGGGGACGAAGUGAUCAUUAAGGGCAGACUAAAACCAGAUGCGAGGCUAUUUUCGAUCAAUUUUGUCCUACCCUUCCCGGCUCAAGUGCACAACGGUUGCACGUGUGAAUCAGUGACUAGUGAGGAGGACGUGGAUCACCAGUGUACCUGUACUCAUCACCCGGCGAAGGCGCGGGGGUCCUCGCCGUACAUUGCAUACCACUUCAAGACCGUUUUUCACGACGACGGAUCCAGUUAUGUGGCUCAAAAUUGGAAAAACAUUGUCUGGCAACCAGAAGAACGUAGCGCUAACUUCUGGCUGGACGAUCGGAACGAUAGGUUUACGCUGAUCUUCCGCUUCCACUACGAAACCAUUAAGGUGUUCGUGGAGGACACCCAUCACACGCCCGACUACGAGUUCGAGUACCAGAUGCCGAUCGAUCGGAUUCGGACCGUUGAGCUGUGGAAUGACGUCGAGCUCGUGGAGGAACUGACGUUCCGGUUUGCAAAUAUAAUUGAUGACGAUACGUGGAACAAAUAGGGCGAAAGACAAUCACAUAUCAUUAAAAUAGAAAAAUCACAGUCCGCGUGCAAAUGACGGAGAAAACCAGUAUUAUUCCAUCAUAUGCUUUCCUCUUAUUAACGUUCCUAAUGAGUGUAGUACUAGUGCAAUAAAACGCAAAUUUUAUCAUAGCGUCGAGAUCAAUUAUUUAACCACCGGCUAUAU
Toxorhynchites rutilus septentrionalis is the source of this 1603-nucleotide messenger RNA. RefSeq lists its product as uncharacterized. NCBI's taxonomy places the organism in Eukaryota, Metazoa, Arthropoda, Insecta, Diptera, Culicidae. The record is from RefSeq and is a predicted model, not a curated record. The transcript is spliced from 3 exons. The coding region runs from base 725 to 1417 and encodes 230 amino acids. Gene Ontology annotation, molecular function: carbohydrate binding.